Messenger RNA from Strongylus vulgaris, 633 nucleotides. NCBI's taxonomy places the organism in Eukaryota, Metazoa, Nematoda, Chromadorea, Rhabditida, Strongylidae. The record is from the annotation of a GenBank genome assembly.
AUGACUAAGGGUACACAGGCCUUCGGUAAGAAACACGUGAAGUCGCACACGUUGUGCAAACGCUGCGGACGUUCGAGCUUCCACAUUCAGAAGAAGAGAUGUGCUUCGUGCGGUUACCCAGAUGCCAAGAAGCGUAAGUACAAUUGGGGAGCUAAGUCGAUCCGCAGAAGAACAACUGGCACUGGCCGCAUGCGCCAUCUCCGAAGUGUGCAUCGACGCUUCAGGCAAUUUUGUGAAAUUAAAAUACUGCAAACUUUUACUACGGUAGAAGUUAAGCCCAACCUUUCACCAUCUCAAAAAGCGAGUUCUAGCUUGGCUUCUACCAUUUGUGGGGAACUUUCACGAUUAUCUCUUGGGCAUUUGGACAGGAACAGAAUUGGUCUUUUUUUACGUGGGUGCCACGUUCUGUUCGUUACGUUAAUGGUCAUGAAUAAUUUUCCCAUCAAAUUAACCAAAAUUGAUGAACACUUCAUUAAAAGGCGUAGUGCACGCAUCGAUUUGGUAGUAACUGAGCAAAGUGGAUUAUGUUUCCUUUUACUUGCUGAACCCGAGUUUGCUUCCAAAAUGGAUUCCGUGAGGGUACCACCCCCAAGCCCAAGGUCGCUGCCUCCGCCUAAAGUUGUUUUUUGUUGA